This is a messenger RNA of Arabidopsis arenosa, 1099 nucleotides long. Lineage: Eukaryota; Viridiplantae; Streptophyta; Magnoliopsida; Brassicales; Brassicaceae. The record is from the annotation of a GenBank genome assembly.
GAUCCAUUAAAAUUCGAGAGAAGUCUCUGAAAUUGCAAAAAAUCACCCCAACAAAAUAAUUAUGACGAUAACUCCACGUCAACAUAAUGGCUGAUGCCACGUCAUGACGCAUUGUUGAGAUCAGAUCAUCCGGGUUUGACCCAGCAGCUGCCGGAUCCCUUGAAGAUGGUGGUGUCGCCGAAAAUAGCUCCGUCGAUGCUGUCAUCGGACUUCGCAAAUCUAGCGGCGGAGGCCAAUCGGAUGAUCGAUUUGGGCGCCAACUGGCUUCACAUGGACAUUAUGGACGGGUACACAUUAACUGCCUUACCUUUGGAUUCUUUCUUAUUACCAUCCUACCGGCAUUUUGUCCCGAAUCUAACGAUUGGUGCUCCUGUCAUCGAGAGUUUGCGAAAGCACACAAAUGCAUAUCUUGAUUGCCACCUUAUGGUGACGAACCCCAUGGAUUACGUGGAACACAUGGCUAAAGCUGGUGCUUCUGGUUUCACAUUCCACGUCGAGGUGGCCAAAGAGAAUUGGCAACAACUUGUCGAGAAGAUUAAGUCUGCUGGGAUGAGGCCAGCUGUGGCUCUAAAGCCUGGAACACCUGUUGAACUAGUCUAUCCUCUGGUUGAAGGAACAACUCCGGUUGAAAUGGUUCUUGUGAUGACUGUAGAACCUGGAUUUGGAGGCCAGAAGUUUAUGCCUAACAUGAUGGGCAAGGUCCGGGCAUUGAGGCACAAAUACCCAACACUUGAUAUUCAGGUGGAUGGCGGCUUAGGCCCUUCGACGAUCGACACAGCGGCUGCAGCAGGCGCCAACUGUAUCGUCGCCGGAAGUUCAGUGUUUGGAGCCCCGAAGCCAGGGGAUGUCAUCUCCCUUCUGAGGACCAGUGUUGAGAAAGCCCAACCCACCACUUGAGAGACUACCCAUUUAUAAAUGUAAGAUGAAAAUCGAUAUAUAUCUUUCCAAAGCCUUUUAUAAGUCUUUUAGCUAAUAGUUUUUGUAUUUUUCCUUUCAAAUGGAAGCUGCACGUGGUGGCGGUGGUGCUGAGACGGCGUUGUAUUCUCAUCGGAAUAUGGUACCUCUUCGUUUCUCUCAGGAUUAAAAAGCUGGUCCUUAA